This is a messenger RNA of Xenopus laevis (African clawed frog), 825 nucleotides long. It is a transcript of the gene pdap1.S, whose product is annotated as PDGFA associated protein 1 S homeolog. The record is from RefSeq and is marked provisional. The transcript has 6 exons. Bases 23 to 556 code for a protein of 177 amino acids. NCBI's taxonomy places the organism in Eukaryota, Metazoa, Chordata, Amphibia, Anura, Pipidae.
AGCAUCCGAGAGACCCGACAACAUGCCGAAAGGAGGUAGAAAAGGAUGCCACAAGGGCCGGAUGAGGCAGUACACAAGUCCAGAGGAAAUUGAUGCACAGAUUAAAGCAGUGAAUGAAAAGGCUCAGGAAGCAGAAUUUGAAGAAAGCGGAGGAGGAGCAGCUGGAGUUCCAGCCAAGCCAGACCAAAGUUCAGAUGAGAGCGAUGAAGACGAAGACUAUCAGCAAAAAUGUAAAGGAGUGGAAGGUCUGAUAGACAUAGAGAAUCCUAACCGGAUAGCACAGUCUUCCAAGAAGGUGACACAGGUUGACCUAGAAGGACCAAGAGAACUUUCGAGGAGAGAAAGAGAGGAAAUUGAAAAGCAGAAGGCAAAAGAGCGCUACAUGAAGAUGCACUUAGCAGGUAAAACUGACCAGGCAAAGGCAGACUUAGCCCGCCUAGCAAUUAUCCGGAAACAGAGAGAGGACGCAGCAAAGAAAAAGGAGGAAGAAAAGAAAUUUAAAGAUGGAACAGUAGCAACGGCUAAAGGUGUUCAGUCAAUGUCCCUAAAUAAGUAGCUUUUCCGCAGCUGAGCAGCAGAGACAGGAUCGCACCUCUUGGAACAGUGUUGCCACUUGGCCUGUUGAAGUGACCAACCAUCUCCCCUGUACCAUCUUCCCUGUUCCCCAUGCACCAUUUCUCACUGAGCCGGCACAGCGUCUCCAGCCCAGGCAUACAGCAGUCAGAGACUGGACAACACUUUGCUUAUAUAAGAAAUUCCUGCAAAGUGCCUGAAAGACUUGGGUUCCUAAAGAGAGGGAAAUAAAAUUUGGAAUUCAAAUAAAAA